AUGAAGGAAUAUGGUGUAUACAUGAGUGUGCAAGAUCCUGCGGAAAGUCUUCGGAGUGGAUUCAAUGAUAAAUCUGGGAUCUCAAUUUGGAGUAAAAAGGGACGUCAGGUGAUAGACCUUGACAUGUACUUAUCCUUGGUAAACACCUAUCAGCCUGACUUAUGGCAGGCUCUUGCAGAUACUGAUACUGAGCGUGAAAGCUCCAAAAAGAGGAUCAUGAAGUCCACUCAUAGAACCGUCUCAUACCUGGAGGAUAUAUAUAGAAGAUCAUCGCUCCCAAAGGAGAUGAUGCAAAGACUCCUGGGCACUGUGGUCGGUGGGUACAACACUGAGGAAAGGAGACAGUGUGCUCAAAGUGUUGCUAGACACCCUGUUGCAGGAUUCGUCCUGGAAGGCUUCCACAUGAAUGGAGAGUCUGCCCUUGGUGUCUCCUGGGAAGAACUCCUUGCCCCACUCAUGGCAGCUUUGAAGGAGCUGCCAGAAGAGAAGCCAAGAUUCCUGCCUGGAGCAUGGCAUCCAAAUAUUGUCCUUCAUGCCAUAGCACUUGGAGUUGAUGUCUUUGACUCUAGUCUUCCCCUUUUGGUGACAGAGAGGGAUUCUGCUCUCAUUUUCCCCCUUCCUUGCCCUUCUGCUGUAUCAAGUACAGAAAGUGACAAAGGUACAAGUAUGGAGGAUGGAAUUACAACUAAGCAGCCCUUAGUCCUCUGCUUAUCUGACAGACACAACCUAGAACACCAUUCCAAGUUCUUUUCCAUCGUGCGGUCAUUGGUGGCCAACAAACCUGAGAGACUGCACGAUCUCCUUCAGUCUUUCCCACAGCCAAAGAGGGCAGAAGAGGAUUUUCCAUUCCUUCUUGUAACCAGCAAGCAAUCUUGAGUUGCAGACAGUUGUUGGUAUUGUCCUUGGACCUGAUUUUCUUGUUCUUUAUUCAUUUUUCAAAACAAAGCAAUAGAACACACAAAUUCA
Darwinula stevensoni is the source of this 966-nucleotide messenger RNA. NCBI's taxonomy places the organism in Eukaryota, Metazoa, Arthropoda, Ostracoda, Podocopida, Darwinulidae. The record is from the annotation of a GenBank genome assembly.